AACAUAGUGUAUACAACUGAACUGUUCUUUUUUUACUCCUCACUGUCAUCAGUGUAAACCAGUCGCAGCAGUGAUUGUCUUCUAUGACGAAUGAAUAUGGCGCUCUUGCUGUUCGGUAGUUCGUAUUGGCUGCUGACGUUUGCAAUUGCUCUGAUGACUGCAUGGUACAUGAAACGGUUUAUCAGUCGUCCUCGAAACCUUCCUCCUGGGCCAACAGGUCUGCCUUUCCUUGGUGUUGCUUUUACAAUCUUCAGAUCUGACCCUCUCGCACUAUUCUCAUCAUGGGCUCAUCAGUAUGGUGAUAUUUUUUCAUUCAAUGUCGGCCCGUCUGUGUUAAUUAUUUUGAACUCCUAUGAUGUCGUCAAAGAAGCCUUCAAGCAUCCAGACCUUCAGAAUCGACAUCGAAGCCAAUUGAUGAAAGAGAUAUCAGGAGGAGAGGGCAACAAUGGUAUACUGAUGUCCGAUGGAGGACGCUGGAAGGAGCAUCGGAACUUCGUGCAUUCCGUCUUCCGAAAUCUCGGCGUGGGCAAGAAGAGUUAUGAAGAGAUUGUUACAAAAGAAAUGAAGCAACUUACUGAUGCCAUCGAGGAAAAAAGAGGAACACCGUUCGACCCGAACAUCUUGUUUGGUCAAGCGGUGGGCAAUAUCAUCUGCUCUAUCGUUUUCGGGACACAGUACAAAUACAGCGACAAGGAUUUCAAGCGCAUAUUGGAGCUUGUAAAGAAAAACUUGGAAUUAUUUGGGGCUGCCGGAUGGGUUAUCCUCUUCCCGUUCCCAGGUAUAUCAAAGAUCCCUUUCGGUAAGGUCAGAGACAUCGUGUCCAACACAAAGGAGCUAAACAAGUUUGUCUGGAAAAUGAUCGAAUCUCAUGAAGCGAACUUUGACCCCGAUCAGCAGAAGGAUUUGAUCGAUCAGUACCUGAAUAGGAUGGAACAAGCAAAGGGAACAGAUACAUCAUUUACUCUACGUAACCUAGAAGCUGUAAUCAAAGACCUAUUUUUCGCUGGAACAGAUACCACAACAAACACGCUAAAUUGGUGUAUCCUUUUCAUGAUGGUUCACCCCGAUAUCCAGUCACGUGUCCAGGACGAAAUUGAUCACGUGAUUGGCAGAAACCGCCUCCCGAAGCUCGACGAUCGUCAGAAUCUCCCUUACACGAACGCUGUGUUAAUGGAGAUUCAAAGGAAGGCUGCUGUACUUGCACUCGGCGUUCCCCACGUAGCAGCUGCUGACACACAGGUGGCGGGCUUCACAAUUCCUAAGGGCGCCACCAUUGUUUCAAAUCUGUACAAUGUUCUCAAUCGAGAGGACCUGUGGGAAAACGAUGAUUUUCGACCUGAAAGAUUUCUAACUAAAGAUGGGGAGUUCGUAAAACGGGAUGAGUUGAUAUUUUUCAGCAGUGGUCGUCGGAUGUGUCUAGGUGAACGGCUAGCCAAGAUGGAGACAUUUCUUGGUUUCACAAGUCUCCUGCAAAAAUUCACCUUCGGGAAACCAGACAACUCACCACCGCUCUCUCCUGCCGGAGCACUGGGAAGCACAAGGAACACCGUAUCGUACCUCACCUGCGCCAUCCCAAGACAGCAAAUGGUAUAGGCCGUAGCAUUAUCCCGGGGGCCACUUCCAUUCACG
This is a messenger RNA of Lytechinus variegatus (green sea urchin), 1629 nucleotides long. Its product is annotated as cytochrome P450 2J6-like. The coding region runs from base 91 to 1593 and encodes 500 amino acids. The transcript has 7 exons. Lineage: Eukaryota; Metazoa; Echinodermata; Echinoidea; Temnopleuroida; Toxopneustidae. Gene Ontology annotation, cellular component: intracellular membrane-bounded organelle; cytoplasm. Gene Ontology annotation, molecular function: oxidoreductase activity, acting on paired donors, with incorporation or reduction of molecular oxygen, reduced flavin or flavoprotein as one donor, and incorporation of one atom of oxygen; iron ion binding; heme binding. The record is from RefSeq and is a predicted model, not a curated record. Gene Ontology annotation, biological process: xenobiotic metabolic process.